AAAUGAAUUAGAGAUAUCUUGAAUUAUUCAACUUUUCUAUUUAAGAUAUCUUAAAUGAACAUUCUGACUAGUCAAAAUGACGUUACAGAUAUCUUGAAUUAGCGUUCUGUCUAGUCAAAACGUCACUGAUUUACGUAGCAUUUUGGCGGACAGGGCGUACAGCAUUCCAGCUUUAAGCUAGUUGACUGUUCAGCGGUUCACAAUGUCAGGUCAGUCCAGCUCAAAUACUCGUGUUUUUAACACAGUAUUUAGCGCGGCAGCUCGUGCUCGACAUGAAUUAAGAAAUACUGAUAAUUUAUUUACAGCAACAAGAAGACUUUUUCGGCGUCAGGUGCAGAGAAGUCGAGGAUCGGUUGGGAGGCAGCCAAGUGUUGUCUGGAAGACAAAUAUUUUUUUGCUUUCUGGCCCUAAUGUUGAUGUUCUUCCUUCUCCCUCGGAUGUACGAAGACUAAAAAACCAUGGAUUAGGCGACCCUGUGCAUGAGGGGACAGAAACCAAGUGCUCCAAAAUCAACUUGACUUGGAGCUUGUCGGAAUUGAAUAACUUUUUGUGUCAAAGCUACCCACACAUCAGUCUAAAUCUGGUUGGCUUUGAACUGGCUAGAGCUGGAAAAGGACGAAAGAUAAAAAAACUACAAGUGAAUUCUGUGAGGGAGCUGAAAGAAAAGAUUGGCAAAAGCAGGCUCUACAUUCUACCACGAGCAGAUGUGUCACAGGAAACUUACUCAACCACAGCAAUGCCCAGGAGUUUGUUUCCAGAACCCUCAACUGCAUCAGAAGGACAGCUGGUAUUCUCAACCUCUCCGGAGGUUGAGAAUACCAACAGACAACAUUUGGGGGAAGAGCAGACACGUCUAGAUCGGCGAUCUCUGCUGUCCCAGCAAGAUGAAGAGUAUGAAGAGUCUUUGCUCGCAGACCAAGAAAAUGAAAGGAAAAGACAGUGUUACAAGUACUGGGAGGAAAGACGCAUAAAAGCAAUUGAAGAACGGCAGCAACGACUGGCGGUAUAUGAAGAACCGUCAAGUGGACUGCUGUUGAAGUUCAAAUAUCCGAAUGGAUUUAUCAGAAAGAGAACUUUCAAUGUGUCUGACCCAAUUCAGGUCUUGUUUGAUUUUGUUGGACAAGAUGAAAUGGCAAGUGAAAUAUUCAGUGUUCAACAAGCAAUAUCAUCCACACCAAUUGACAGCACCUCAUCAGGGUCACUUAUGGAUCAUGGCAUAGCAACAUCUGUAACUCUGUACGUGCUUUGGAUUUCAACUCUAGAAAUUCAGACAUUGCUCUCUGACCAAGCACUGACAUCUUUGUCAGCCCAGUCACCACAGGCUCCAACAUCUCCUCAAGUGCUGUCGACCAGGCCCAACUCCCCAGAAACAUCAACUUUGUUCUCCUCCUGGGCAGCUGUGUCCCAGCCCUCCAUUCAAGCACAACCAACUUCUGAAGUUCCUGUGAUUGCAACCUCAAGGCUGCCCCUCUCCCCCCACUCUAACCUGGCUCCACAGGUGAUGUUCAUUGAGGACCAGGCACCAGCAUCUCCAUUUACUGAGCUACCUAUAAUUCUACUGGAAGACCAAGAAGAGCCACCUGAGUCUCCACAACAUCCACCAGAGUUGCCUUUGGAUGAAACAGAUCUUCAGACGAUAUUAGCAAAAAUAUACAGCAAGGUUGAUAUGACUUUCUGUCCUACAAGCAACCAAAUAAAUGUGUCCAGGGACAGAAUUUUAGAAUGUAGCCUGCAUGCCUUCAGAAGACGCCGUUUUGAUCCGGCAGCAAAACUGGAUGUUAUUUUUGUGGAUGAAGAGGACAACGCUGAAGGGGCAGUUGAUGAAGGUGGUCCCACGCGAGAGUAUCUAAGACUGUUAAUGAGGGCCAUUCAUCAAUCUAAUGUCUUUGAGGGGCAUGAGAAUAACCGUCAACUGGCUUUGGAUACUCAUGGACUUCUUUGUAAAUGGCCGAGUGAGCACUGCAUUGCAACAGUUUGUGGAAGGUUUGAAGACUCUUAAUGUGCUAGAUGAAAUUCAGAAAAACCCUGCACUCUUUCAUGAGUUGUUUGUCUGUGCUGAGAAACCACUCUUGGCACGCGACCUGUACACACUUUUCCAAGUGUGUUUUUCUGUGCAAGGUAGCAAUAAAAGGAGGAUAGAAAAUCAAACCAUAUGCUACUGGAGAGACUGGUUGGUGGAUAUUGAAGAAGGAGAAUGCAGCCCCAUUACCCUUGAAAUGAUACUGGAGUUUGCUUCUGGAGCAUCCACCGUACCUCCACUGGGCUUUCCCCAUCGUCCACAAAUUGAAUUCCUCCAUGAGGCUAACAAAGUCUUUCCAGAAGCAAAUACAUGCCUUAUAGUACUCCGCCUUCCUGUACACCCAGACUAUGAGUCUUUCACAAAGUACAUGAGUGACGGGGUGCUGCAGGCACCUACCUUUGGUAUUGCGUAAUCAGCUAAUAAGUGUAAUAAGCAGUUCUUUGAAAAAAAAAAAAAAAAUAGUUGGAAUGUCUCAAAAAGUUACAUGUUUUAAUGUCUCAAAAAGUUUAAUGUUUUAAAGCAAGUGUUUUA
Molecule: messenger RNA, 2551 nt
Organism: Poeciliopsis prolifica (blackstripe livebearer)
Lineage: Eukaryota; Metazoa; Chordata; Actinopteri; Cyprinodontiformes; Poeciliidae
Exons: 12
Coding region: 203-1999 (598 amino acids)
Cellular component (GO): endoplasmic reticulum
Molecular function (GO): ubiquitin-protein transferase activity; ubiquitin binding
Source: RefSeq, a predicted model, not a curated record